Lotus japonicus is the source of this 580-nucleotide messenger RNA. RefSeq names its product kxDL motif-containing protein LO9-177. The transcript is spliced from 3 exons. Bases 93 to 482 code for a protein of 129 amino acids. NCBI's taxonomy places the organism in Eukaryota, Viridiplantae, Streptophyta, Magnoliopsida, Fabales, Fabaceae. Gene Ontology annotation, cellular component: BORC complex. The record is from RefSeq and is a predicted model, not a curated record. Gene Ontology annotation, biological process: lysosome localization.
UCGAAACUGUGCGUUUCGCGGAAGGGGAAAAUCCAUAGAUGAAUUGAUUAAUCAGUUGCAAUUGCAGUUGCAGUUGGAGUCGGAGGAAGACGAUGUCGCAGAAACAAUCGGAAUCGGAAUCGGAAUCGGAAUCGAUGAGGUUGGGCUCGGAGGAGGUUUCGCGUGAGUUCAAAACCCUCAUCAAUUCCGACGAUCUUCAAUCCCUCAACCAUUUGCAGCACACGAUAUUGGGAAGGUUGCAGGACAGUAAUGCUGUGUUAUCGCAUUUCAAUGAGUUCUCUCAAAAUUGCUUUGCUGAGAUUUCUGGAGACAUAGCCACAAACACUCGUGUAUUGAAGUCUAUGAAGUCUGAUCUUGAUUAUAUCUUUCUCAAACUUAGAAAUAUGAAGUCAAAAGUUUUGACAAUAUUUCCAGACGCAUUUCCUGAAGAUUCAAUGAACGAAGUGGUUGAUAGGAGACCAGAUCUUGAAGUUCCUAAGUAAGCAAUGCUGUUAUCCGAACACAAAUUAGAAACAGGAUGUUGUAUGACAGUGUUUUUCUUUCUUCUUGCUUUUCUUAUGGUAAUAAACAUGUUCAAGCA